AUGAUUGAAGUGAUUUUGAACGAUCGCUUGGGAAAGAAGGUCCGCGUCAAGUGCAACGAGGACGAUACCAUUGGAGACCUGAAGAAGUUGGUGGCUGCACAAACCGGCACUCGCCCCGAGAAAAUCCGCAUCCAGAAGUGGUACAAUAUCUACAAGGACCACAUCACGCUGGCAGACUACGAGAUCCACGACGGCAUGGGCCUUGAGCUGUACUACAAUUAG
Messenger RNA from Coccomyxa subellipsoidea C-169, 222 nucleotides. Its product is annotated as ubiquitin-like protein. Bases 1 to 222 code for a protein of 73 amino acids. The transcript has 3 exons. Gene Ontology annotation, cellular component: cytoplasm; nucleus. Gene Ontology annotation, molecular function: protein binding; protein tag activity. Lineage: Eukaryota; Viridiplantae; Chlorophyta; Trebouxiophyceae; Coccomyxaceae. Gene Ontology annotation, biological process: mRNA splicing, via spliceosome; protein modification process. The record is from RefSeq and is a predicted model, not a curated record.